Messenger RNA from Pistacia vera, 4081 nucleotides. RefSeq names its product putative pentatricopeptide repeat-containing protein At1g13630. The record is from RefSeq and is a predicted model, not a curated record. Bases 182 to 2701 code for a protein of 839 amino acids. The transcript is spliced from 4 exons. Gene Ontology annotation, molecular function: protein binding. Lineage: Eukaryota; Viridiplantae; Streptophyta; Magnoliopsida; Sapindales; Anacardiaceae.
UCUGGAGAAUCUGGACAUUCAAAAUUGCCGGGAAACUAACGGCUCUCUUAAACCCUUAAUUUCUAUUUCAAUCCUCAAAUUGAUUUCUCUCUUAAACCCUAAUCCCCCUCAAAAUUUCCCCAGAAACUAAUAGAAAAGCAAUUAAACGUUCCUUCCUUAAAUCCUAAAACCCUCUACUUUCAUGCUCACCAAAUGGGCUCCUUUCCAUUUAUCUAUCAAACGACAAAUCAUCUACCCUCUCUCUUCCUUACUCUUCUCUAAACCCUCAGUCUCCGCCGCACGUCUCGCUGGCGACGAACCCAGCACCUCAACUGCCUUAAUUGAUGCAAGCCGCAAUGACCCCGUUUCCGAAAUUGUUGUAAAUAUAAACAAUUCAGAGUUUAAGAGACUUCUUGAUUUGGGUUAUUUGAGAAAUAUUGUAUUAAGUCUGAGCGAGUCUCAGGUUGAUCAGAUUUUUUAUCGUUUGAGGGUUCAGAAUCCGGAUCAUGUGGUGGCGUUUUUUGAUUGGUUGAGGAUUGAGUUCGGGUUUAAGCUUCCACGGGUUUCGAGCUUUAUUGUUUCACAUGUUUUGGCGGGAAAGAGGAGAUUCAAGGAGUUAAGGUCGGUCUUAGAGCAAAUGCUGCAAAAGGAAGGCUCUGGUUCUGCUCCUUUCCUUUGUGAGGUUCUCUUGAAUGGCUUUAGGGGCUGGGAGACAAACAGAGAGGUAUGGGAUAUGUUGGCAUUUGUUUAUUCAAGAUCUGAGAUGGUUCAUGAUGCCCUUUUCGUUCUUGUGAAAAUGAAAGACUUGGACUUGAGAGCUUCUGUUCAAACCUAUAACAGUCUUUUGUACAAUUUGAGGCACACUGAUAUUAUGUGGGAUGUAUAUCAUGACAUCAAAGUUAGUGAGACUCCUAUGAAUGUAUAUACUAAUUCCAUACUUAUAGAUGGCUUAUGCCAGCAGUCCAGACUACAAGAUGCAGUUUUGUUCUUUCAGGAGACUGCAGGGAAGAAGUUUGGGCCUUCUGUUGUCUCUUUGAAUACCAUCAUGUCUGGGUACUGUAAACUGGGUUUUGCUGAAGCUGCAAAGGCUUUUUUCGGUAUGAUGAUCAAGUAUGGCCUGCAUCCUGAUGCAUAUAGUUAUAACAUUCUUAUUCAUGGUUUGUGUGUAGCUGGUUCCAUGGAAGAAGCAUUGGAGUUCACAAAUGACAUGGAGAGGCAUGGGGUGGAGCCUGAUACAAUAACCUACAGAAUUCUUGCCAAAGGAUUUCAUUUGCUUGCUCGCAUCAGUGGAGCUUGGAAGGUCCUUCAGAAAAUGUUGAUUAAAGGAUUGAAUCCAGAUCUUGUUACAUAUACUGUCCUGAUUUGCGGGCAUUGCCAGAUAGGGAAUAUUGAGGAAGGAUUAAAGUUGCGAGAAGAGUUGCUCUCACAAGGUUUUCAGUUGAAUGCCAUCUCAUACAGUGUACUACUCAGCAGCCUAUGUAAAUGUGGAAGAGUUGAGGAAGCAUUGAGACUUCUUUAUGAAAUGGGAGCUACUGGCUUGAAGCCUGAUCUCGUUACAUAUUCAAUCCUCAUUCAUGGUCUUUGCAAGCAAGAAAAAAUCCAAAAUGCUAUCCAACUAUAUAACAAAAUGUGCUCCGAGAGAAUCACACCUAAUUCUUUUGCACAAGGUGCUAUUCUUCGGGGCCUGUGCAAGAAAGAAAUGAUAUCGGAGGCAAGACUGUAUUUUGAUAGUCUUACCAAAAGUGACUUGACACGGGAUAUUAUUUUGUACAAUAUAAUGAUUGAUGCGUAUGUUAAAAGUGGUACCAUUGGGGAGGCUGUCCAGUUGUACAAACAACUAGCUGAAAAAAGAAUUAGUCCUAGUAUAAUAACUUUUAAUUCCCUUAUUUAUGGAUUCUGCAAGAAGGGAAAGGUAAACGAAGCUAGAAAUUUUUUGGAUACUAUCAGAUUGCAUGGGUUGGAACCAAGUGCAGUAACUUAUACCACUCUUAUGAAUGCAUACUGUGAAGAAGGAAACAUGCAUAGCUUGUUUGAAUUGCUGAGAGAAAUGGAAGCAAAAACUAUAGGACCAACUCAUGUCACUUACACUGUUGUUAUCAAAGGACUUUGCAGACAGUGGAAGCUGCAAGAAGCCAUUCAAUUGCUUGAGGAUAUGUUAGCUAAAGGUUUAACUCCUGAUGAAAUUACAUAUAAUACCAUCAUCCAGAGUUUCUGCAAAUGUAAAGACAUAAGAAAAGCUUUUCAGUUACUCAAUGAGAUGUUGCUGCAUAAUCUUGAGCCUACACCUGUUACAUAUAAUAUUCUCAUCAAUGGUCUUUGUGUAUAUAGUGAGCUAAAAGAUGCAGAUAGUCUACUCUUUUCUCUUCAGGAACGUAAUAUCAAUUUGACAAAAGUUGCUUACACAACAAUAAUCAAAGCACAUUGUGUCAAGGGUGAUGUGGACAGUGCGGUGAUAUUCUUCCGUCAAAUGGUGGAGAAGGGGUUUGAAAUUUCAAUAAGAGAUUAUAGUGCUGUGAUCAAUAGACUGUGCAAAAGGUGUUUAAUUACUGAAGCAAAAUACUUUCUCUGCAUGAUGAUGUCUGAUGGCUUUCCUCCCGAUCAAGAGAUAUGUGAAGUGAUGCUUAAUGCCUUUCAUCAAGUUGGUGAUAUCAAUUCAUUUCAUGAACUGGUUGCUAAGAUGAUCAAAUCCGGCCUAUUUGAUGAUAAAUUAAUGAGAAAGUAAUGGUUCUCAUAUAUCUCAUUGGUGGAAAGAUCGGCUGGUGAAUUGACAUCCGAUUUUACUGCAUUAGUGGCAGCAUAGUCAACGCCUUGAGAGUGUCCUAGAUUCUACUCUAUAUUAUGCCAUAAGUCAACUGCGAGGAAUGAUCAUCUUUAUUUGUUUUUUAAACAUUGGCAGUGGUGACAUCACAACAACCAUUUCCAGAAUGAUUAUUAAAACCCUUCCCGCUGAUAUAUUGCUGGAAAAUUUGGUUAGUUUCUAAAACAAACCUGGAAGAUAUUUGCAGGAUACUGGAGGUGCCAGGGAGAUGGCAUGGUAGUAUUUGAAUUGCACCAUUUUAUCUGGUUGCAUGCCACACAUAGCUAGUUACACAAAAACAAACUCUAUAUCAUCAGUGGAAACAACUCAAUCACUAUAUUCAAUUGAAAGCUUCGUAGCAUGCUGAAAAGAUCAGAAAGUGGUGCGGUUGUGACCUUUCUCACAGCCAAUACUUGAAUCUUAACGCUUUAGAUGGUGGAAAAUUCCAUUUCAACGUGACAUUCCAUUUUAAAUACUUGCAUUGUUUUCUUUCUUUUUUAUGAUUUCUUUCUUCCACUUUGAGGCUCGACCACCUCAUAUAACCUCCAUCCUGUAUGCUUGCAGGAAAUGGAACUGGGCUAUGAAUCUGUUCAUGUAACUUUGAAAUAAUCAGGUUUGAGUAGGGGUGCAGUCGAACCGAGUAGCUCGUGCUUGUUCGUCACGAACUCAGGCUUAUUUCGUCAAAAGACGAGUAGUUCACGAGUUGAGCUCCACCUUCAAGCUCGCAAAAGGUGUCGAGCUUUUCUGGGCUCGAUUCGAACUACUCACGAUCUUCAAAUUGCUUGCGUCGUCAUUCGAGUCGGUGAAGCUCGUGAGCUUGAUCGACGUUUCAGCUCGCAUAAGAUCAGAUUUGCCCUAAAAUCUAAAACAAAGACACUCGGCUGCAAAUCCCUAAAACAAAGACAUUUCCCUUCAAGCUAUUUCACCUCCCCCUCCACCGUCACCACCGUCAUCUUCACUUCUUCACACCGUAAAGUCUGAGACGCCACCCUUCAUUGAGCAACCACCAGAUGGCUUCUUCUUGUUUGCUUGUUGCUAUGUUUGUGUGCAGGUGGUUGGAGAGGGACAGUAGGCUGGGUGCUUUUGGCGGUGUUGGUGGGUUUGUGUGGAUGUGAUGUCAACCUCUUAGGAGCCUGGGGGUUUCAGUGGGCUGGUGGUUUUGUGCGGAGCUGGUGGGUUUUGUUUCCUGUGCUUGUUUUCUAGGCUGGUUUUGUUUUUCUGUUUGUUGGUGUUUAGGGGUUUUUGUAUAGUGUUUCGCCUUUUGUGCUCCUGGUGUGGGCUGUUUGUAAAAGAUUUUGUGGAAGU